Leptosia nina is the source of this 4704-nucleotide messenger RNA. NCBI's taxonomy places the organism in Eukaryota, Metazoa, Arthropoda, Insecta, Lepidoptera, Pieridae. The record is from the annotation of a GenBank genome assembly.
AUGACCGCGAUGGGGCGGUGGCACGUGGUGCUGAUUGCGCUGGCGCUGAUUACCAGCGCGGGCGCUGGCGCCGCCGCCGAGCAGAUGCAAUCUCGUGCUGUGGAUACCGGUGUAGAUCUUCGGGUGCCGGAAUCUCAGCCUAUAGGGACAAUUGUUGGUAAAAUUCCAACGAAACCCGGUUUCACCUAUCGGUUCAAUGAGUCGCCCAAGGAAUUUAUUCUCGAUCCAGUGUCAGGAGAAAUUAAAACGAACAUAGUACUCGAUCGCGAAAGCGUAGAUCGCUAUGCGUUUGUUGUACUAUCUAGCCAACCCACAUAUCCUAUUGAAGUGCGAAUUAGGGUUACGGACGUCAAUGACAACUACCCUGAAUUCCCCGAACCUAGCAUUGCGGUCGCGUUUUCAGAAAGCGCUUCACCUGGUACAAAACUUCUGCUCGAUGCAGCUACUGACAAAGAUUUAGGCGAAAAUGGAAUAACUAACGAUUAUAGAAUAGUUGAUGGUGAUAAUGAAGGCAAAUUUCGAUUAAACGUAACCGUAAAUCCGAGUGGCCAAACAUCAUAUCUCCAUUUAGAAACUACAGGAAAACUAGAUAGAGAAACAAACGAUUUUUAUGUUCUAAAUAUAUCUGCGCGUGAUGGUGGUAACCCGCCUAAAUAUGGAUACUUACAAGUUAAUGUUACAAUUUUGGAUGUAAAUGAUAAUCCGCCUAUUUUCGAUCAAAGUGAUUUUUCUGUGUCGUUGAAUGAAAGUGUACUACCUGGGACUACAGUGUUAAAAGUUACUGCGACUGAUAGUGAUCUCGGUGAUAACAGUAAAAUAACAUACGAAGUGACUGACACCGAGAAACAAUUUGCCGUGGAUCCAGAAUCUGGGGUAAUAACAACUAUUAAAAAAUUAAGCUGUCCUCAAUACUGUAGCAAUACAACCUGCAAUAUGACAUGUGUUUUGACAGUAAUUGCUAAAGAUCAUGGCGUGCCUCGUCAAGAUGCCCGGUCAUAUGUAACUGUCAAUCUUAUAGAUGCCAAUGACCAUGAUCCGGUUAUAACGUUUACCUAUGUACCAUCAACUGCGAGUUUUGCUACGGUAGAUGAGAAUGCAAAAAAUGGAUCCCUUGUUGCAGCAAUAACAGUAACAGAUGCAGAUGCUGGCUUGAAUGGUAUAACAAGCGUCAGUAUCAUAUCAGGGAAUGAAUUAAACCACUUUCGCUUAGAAAAUUCGAGUAGCGUUUAUAUUGUACACGUGAACGGUGUAUUAGAUAGGGAAGAGAUAAGUAAAUAUAAUUUAACUGUGGUAGCAACUGAUAAAGGCAUCCCGCCUCGGACAGCUACAGCAUUUUUGGUUAUUCAUGUGAAUGAUGUGAACGAUCAUGAACCGGUAUUUGAAAAAUCUGAAUACUCAACUGUUUUAAGUGAGCUUGCUCCUCCUGGUACGUAUGUCGCAGGUAUUACUGCAACCGACGAAGAUACAGGAGUGAAUGCAGAAAUAUUUUACGAUUUUUAUGACGGAAAUCAACAACAAUGGUUUUUCAUAGAUCAUUUAACAGGACUGGUAACAACAAAAUCUCUUUUGGAUCGUGAAAUACAGGGAUCAGUCGAACUUAAUGUGUCUGCUCGUGACGGUGGACCUAAUCCUAAAUGGGCGUAUACCAGAUUGAAAGUUACAAUUUUAGAUGAAAACGACGAAGCCCCUUCAUUCCCGCAAACGCAAAUAAAUGCCUCUUUGUCCGAAAAUAUAAGCCCGGUUAAAGAGAUACUGAUUUUAACCGCUUCGGACUACGAUCAAGGAACUAAUGGAUCUGUAUCUUAUUAUUUGCCUCCUAGUACAGAGAGAAAAUAUCCCAAUACAUUUAUACUUGACCCAGUAACGGGCCAGUUAAGUACGAUUGUUGAGUUAGAUAGAGAAAAGACAUCUACUUAUGAAAUACUAGUUCUUGCUAAAGACCAAGGUUUUCCUCCUCAGUCGUCAACGGCGACGAUUCUCUUACAGGUUGUUGAUGUAAAUGAUAACGAUCCUAUUUUCUAUCCACAAAGAUACGUCACCAGUAUAGCGGAAGAUAUGCCCGUUGGAUCAAAAGUAAUACAAAUAAAAGCAUUUGAUGAUGAUGAAGGUGACAAUGCAAAAAUCACAUAUACUCUAGAAAGUGGGGGUGACGGUUAUUUUGAUGUCGAUCCGUCAACCGGAGACAUCAUAUUGCAAAAAGAUUUUAGAAAAGCUAUGAGAACAUUUUAUUCGCUGCGCGUGUCCUGUAAAGAUAAUGGCAAUAGGAGAUCCGUUGAAGAUGCCGAUAUUGAAAUUAUAAAGAAAUCACAAAUGAAAAGUUUAGAUUUUGAAAACUACAAUGGAUAUACUUUUAAAAUAGUCGAAAAUGAAGGAAUAUCGAAGAGUAAGGUUAGUCGUUUUGUAGGAAAAGUAGGUACUAGAAAAACAAAUGACAAAGUUACUUAUUACAUUAUGGAAGGAGAUCAAAGACGAGUUUUUAAAAUUGACGAACAUGCCGGUAUAAUAAGUACUGAAUCUACAAUCGACAGAGAAGAAAAAGUAAAUUAUCAUCUCAAAGUCAUGGCAAAGAGUGGCUUAGCAUAUGGAUUUACCACUGUUAAUAUCUCAGUGUUGGAUAUUAAUGAUAAUUAUCCAGUGUUCAUAGAAGGCAGAGAUGAAAUACAUAUUGCUGAAAAUAUGGCGGUGGGACAAGAAGUUUAUUUUGCACGGGCUAUAGACCGGGACUCUGGAUCUAAUAGAACAAUAUCUUAUACUUUAAGUUACAAUUCAGAUAAUAGUUUUCGAAUAUCAGAAACUACGGGUGUGAUUUAUCUCAAUAAGGUAAUAACUAGCGAACCUAGUACUACAUUGUCUAUAGAAGUGACUGCCACUGAUCAUGGAAAGCCAGCAUUAGCUACUAAAUAUGGCAUAACAGCAAUCAUUGAUGACGUUAAUGAUCACACUCCAGUUUUUGAUCACACAUCUUACGAAACAUCAUUGUUUGAAUCUACUUUAGUAAACACUCGAUUUUUCGCAAUUUCCGCGUCUGAUGCCGAUUUGGGUUCUAAUGGUCAAAUAUCCUAUAGUAUUACAGAAGGUAAUACAGAAGGAAAAUUCGGAGUCUUUCCAGAUGGAUACCUUUAUGUAAAGAGUCUUUUGGAUAGAGAAGAAAAAGAUUACUAUUCGCUAACAAUAGUUGCAUAUGAUCAUGGAACACCACCUCGAUCGUCACAAGUACCUGUAGUAAUUCAUGUUUUGGACGAAAAUGAUAAUAGCCCACAAUUUACCAAUACAACGUUUAUUUUUAAGUUAAAAGAAAAUGAACCCCCAGAUACAUUUGUGGGAAAGUUGACUGCUAUCGAUAAAGAUAUAGGACGAAAUGCAGAGUUAACAUUUAGCCUUCCUUUUAUUCAGAAUGACUUUAGAAUAGACUCACGAAAUGGUUUUAUUAAAACGUUACGCUCGUUUGACCGAGAAAGCUUAGCGCAGUCAACUGGACAGAACUACAUAACCUUGACAGUAACUGUAAGUGAUAAUGGAAGAAUUAAGCUAUCUGAUUCUGUAAGGGUGACAAUAUACAUUACUGACGUAAAUGACAACGCUCCAACUUUUACACGAACCCCUUAUGGAGUUGAUAUAUCUGAGGGAGCAAGCGUAGGAGCGUCCGUUACGCGAAUAUUUGCAUCAGAUGCUGAUGAGGGUCUAAACGGUGAUAUCUACUACAAGUUGAUUGGAGGAGACGACUUAAAGAAAUUCGUGCUUGACGAAGGAACAGGCCAAUUAUUUAUAAAUAAACCUCUUGAUCGUGAAACAACAGACCACUACAAACUUAUAGUCAUGGCGCACGAUUCCGGUCAAUCUAUUCGCCUUUCAACUACGACGACUAUCACAGUUGACGUCUUAGAUGAAAACGACAAUGCACCAGUAUUUAGUCAGACGCAAAUGAAAGUGUUUGUAUUAGAAACAGAGCCUGUAAACAAAAAAAUAAUACAAUUUCAUGCAAAUGAUGCUGAUUUAGGUAUAAAUAAUGAAUUGCAAUAUUCUAUAUCAUCUGGUAAUAGAAAAGAAACAUUUUUCAUCGAUAGUUAUUCCGGGGAGCUAUUUUUACAUAAACAUUUAGAUUAUGAGGAUUUGACAUCAUAUGUAUUGAAUAUCAGUGUUACUGAUAACGGAAAUCCCAGUUUGUCCUCCAGUAUACCCUUUAUUGUAAAUGUAAUUGAUGCUAAUGAUAAUGCACCUAUAUUUACUAACACUGCUAUAGUACGGCAGAUAAGGGAAGGAAUUCCGAAACAUACUCCCAUAGUCACAGUAACGGCUGAGGACCCCGAUUCUGGUUUAAAUGGUAAAGUCUGGUACUCAAUAAUUCAUCAAGAACCUCACAACGGACGCCGCCACUUUGCCAUUAACAAUGUAACAGGUGUUAUACAUACAUUACUGCCCAUAGACAGAGAAAGUAUUGACACAUUUAGAAUAACAGUGGCUGCGUAUGAUAGGGCGGAGCCACCCUCAGCGAGACUUUCUGCUGAGAAACUGGUAACAGUCAUUGUUGAAGAUAUUAACGAUAAUGCCCCUGUUUUUGUAUCUAUGAACGCUGCCGUUGUAAAUUCAGAACGUUUGGGCAGGAGUGCGGGGCGAGGAAUAUACAUCAUGAACGUUCUUGCUCGAGAUUUAGACUCGGGAACUAAUGGUCUCGUCACAUAUAAAUUAAUUCACGGGGGGCAAUGA